AUUUCAUUGGAGCUGGGUUCAGUAGAGCUUGGGGAGCGAGAAGAAAAUGAAGGCUCUUGUGAUGUGGUUUCUAUUGAUAUGGUAUGUUUCUCAGCAAGCUGUCAUCACUCCGGCACUGAGUAGGAGCCUCGAAGGUGGCACAGCUGACGAGAAGAACUACUACCCUCCUGACCCUCACGGAGGGAAUUCGAAUGGGACUCCAUGCACGACGCCGCCGUCGACGCAUGGUUCGCCGCCGUCGACGCAUGGUACGCCACUGCCUCCGUCUCCUGGUGGUGGUGGUGGUGGUGGUCACUACAACCCACCUUCCACACCGGCCAUCACCACCCCUCUCUCUCCUCCGGUGCCUCUCGCCCCGCCUGCACCGCCAUACCAAGUGAUCCCCACUCCUCCGGCGACGCCCAUGGACCCCGAUCCCAACACCCCACCCUUCUCUUGCGACUACUGGAGAACUCAUCCUACAGCGAUCUGGGCUUUGCUCGGGUUCUGGUGCCCUCUCAGCCAAAUCUUCGGCAUGCCGGCCGCCUCAUUCUUCGGGAGCAACCCCAGUUUAGUGGAGGCAAUGUCGGACGCACGCUCCGACGGGAUCGGAGCUCUGUACCGAGAGGGGACGGCGUCGUUCCUCAACUCGCUGGUGGACAGAGACUUCUUCUUCACCACGCAGCAAGUGAGGGAUGCAGUCAACGCCGCGGUUGUCUCAGACGAGGGCGCCGCCGCCCAAGCCGAGCUCUUCAAGAAGGCCAACAAGGGCCACCUCAAGCACCAUUAGACUACUCGCAUCACGUUCUAUGGUCUCAUUUGUGUACUAGUUAGUCAUCUUCCUCGUUCUUUCUUGUGCGCCUGCAAUUUUCGUCUUUCUCGUUCGUUGCAGUAAUCUUUGGUUAUGAGUUCUUCAGGUUUUCCAUGUCAUGCCUGUGUUUCUUAACGGAGUUAAUCUCUACUUAUUAUUAAGUGCAA
Musa acuminata AAA Group (dessert banana) is the source of this 957-nucleotide messenger RNA. RefSeq names its product protodermal factor 1-like. Bases 47 to 769 code for a protein of 240 amino acids. The transcript is spliced from 3 exons. Lineage: Eukaryota; Viridiplantae; Streptophyta; Magnoliopsida; Zingiberales; Musaceae. The record is from RefSeq and is a predicted model, not a curated record.